GAGCGUCUUACUGAAGCAAACAUCUCUUCCCUCACUCUGGUGAUAACAGCUCCACGAAUGACAACAUUUACACAUGUGCUCGCUCCACAACAAAACAAUUCGCUUAAUGCGAGACAGCAGCGGCUUUCACACCGGAAUGGGUUGUUUGUUGUAGUUUUUUAGGUGCUCGAAGCUUGUACGGCUUCGUUCCGUUGCGUUACAAACAGAGGGAAUGAAAUAAGUAUCUGACGGGAACGCAGAACGGCACGAGAAAAAGCACUCAGACGUGAACGAGGACUAAACUUCUCUAGAAGAGACGGAAAAGAUGCGUUUGUAAGAAGAUAACCCUUCUCAACAGGUAAUUGGCAUAACUGUCCGUUAGCUCAACAGCGAUGGAUCUGAAGGACAGACGGCGCUCUUUAACACGGGGUACAAGUGGAAAGGAGAUGCACUACGCCACAUCCUCUUUGGACAGUGAAAACUGCCAUAUUGUGUCUCAGAAGUCAUAUAGUUCCAGCAAGACUCUGAAGGCCUACCAGCAGGAUGGACGCCUGCGUUAUGGAGCAUGUGUGGCAGAGCUAGUGCACCAGGAGACGGAGGAGUAUGUCAGACAAGCUUACGUGGAGCUGGCCCCGGUUGCAGUUGGUUAUUACCUGUCAGGGAGCUUUGCCUUGGCUGAUCUGGGCAUGUGUGAGCCUCCUCCGCCAUCCAGUGUUUACUGUUCAGAUAUAAGCCUGCUGCAGGACAGAUACUCUCUGAAUGCCGUAUCUGACGCUGAUUCAGACCCCGAGGGUGUGAUGACCCCAGAGCGGGCCGUGCAGCUGUGGAGCAGACAACCACUUAAGUCCCGCCGCAGCUCCUGCCUGUCCAGCCCGGACCACUCAGUCCUCACUCUCACUGACUCCGAAAACGAACACAAGACUGAUGAAGAAUCAGGUGCGUCCAGUCAUCACAGUCAGACGUCUCUUCGUCCUCCUCUUCCUCCUCCACACAACCACCACCACCAGUCGUCUGCUAACUCUCUGAACCGCAGCGCUCAGGCGGGACGCAGGAACCAGCAGAGCCACGCACCUGCCGCUGUUGCCCCGCCUGACGGACCCUCCACCCCGGAGUCUGUCCAGCUUCAGGACAGCUGGGCUCUGAACAGCAGCGUCCCGCUUGAGACACGGCACUUCCUCUUCAAGACGCCGUCUGGGAGCACUCCUCUGUUCAGCAGCUCUUCUCCAGGUUAUCCGUUGACUGGUGGUACCGUUUACUCUCCGCCACCUCGACUCCUACCCAGAAACACUUUCUCCAGGAGCUCCUUCAAGCUGAAGAAGCCCUCCAAAUACUGCAGCUGGAAAUGCGCCGCUGUGUCUGCAAUCGCAGCCGCUGUGCUGCUGGCCGUCCUGCUCUCGUAUGUCAUAGCUCUUAAUCUGCUCGGCUUGAAUUGGCGGCUGAAACCCACUGAAGGGCAUCUAGUGAACACUGGCCUCAGCAUGAGUAUUCCUGGCAUCGGCGACGUGGCAACAGUGCCCUCCGGAGGCAGAGGGCCGUGGGUGUUGAAGAACAGCAGUAUAAGCAGCGGGGAGCUGGAGCUGGGUCAGCGUGUCAGUCAGGAUGUUCCUCCAGGCGUCUUCUGGAGGUCUCUGCUUCACCUGCGCCAGCCACACUUCCUCAAGUUCAACAUCUCCCUGGGCAAGGACGCGCUGUUUGGGGUCUACAUGCGCAAAGGCCUGCCUCCUUCACACGCUCAGUAUGACUUCAUGGAAAGGCUGGAUGGGAAGGAGAAAUGGAGCGUUAUCGAGUCUCCUCGUGAGCGGCGCAGUAUUCAGACUGUCGUCCAGAACGAGGCCAUCUUUGUGCAGUAUCUGGACCCUGGCACGUGGCAUCUGGCCUUCUACAACGACGGAAAGGAAAAAGAGCCCGUCUCAUUCAGCACCGUGGCCUUAGACUCGGUGGAAGAGUGUUCUCAGAACUGCCACGGCAAUGGAGAGUGCAUGUCAGGAGCGUGUCACUGCUUCCCAGGCUUCCACGGCUCAGACUGCUCUAAAGUGGCGUGUCCAGUGCUGUGCAGUGGGAACGGUCAGUACAGCAAGGGUGUGUGCAUGUGCUACAGUGGCUGGAAGGGUCUGGAGUGCGACGUGCCGCAGGGCCAAUGCGUGGACCCCAGCUGCGGUGGUCACGGGACCUGCGCUCAGGGCAGCUGCACCUGUGAAGCGGGUUAUCGUGGCGAGUCCUGCGAGGAAGUGGACUGUCUUGACCCGACGUGUUCAGGACAUGGCAGCUGUGUGUCUGGUCAAUGCCACUGUAAGCCAGGUUGGUCCGGACCCCUGUGUGAUGUAUCCAGAGCCCAGUGUCCAGAUCAGUGCAAUGGCCAUGGAGUGUACAGUCCUGACACAGGCCUCUGCAGCUGUGAUCCCAACUGGAUGGGCCCUGACUGCUCCACGGAGGUGUGUUCAGCAGAUUGUGGCAGUCAUGGCGUGUGUGUCGGAGGCGUUUGCCACUGUGAGGAGGGCUGGACAGGCACAAGCUGUGACCAGAGACUGUGUAACCCACAGUGUGUGAAACAUGGGACCUGCAGGGAUGGCAAGUGCCAGUGUGAACAGGGCUGGAACGGAGAGCACUGUACCAUUGAUGGCUGUCCGGGUCUGUGCAAUGGGAAUGGGCAAUGCAUCAUGGGUCAGAACAGCUGGCACUGUGAGUGCCACACGGGCUGGAGAGGGCCAGGCUGCAGCGUUGCCAUGGAAACCUCCUGCAAUGACAACAAGGACAAUGAAGGAGAUGGUCUUGUUGACUGCAUGGACCCAGACUGCUGCACGCAGAGCUCUUGUAUGACCAAUCCUCUGUGCCGUGGAUCACGUGACCCACUACAGGUCAUUCAGCAGAGCCAAUCAGAGGUCCAGAAAGUGCCCUCCUUUUAUGACAGAAUCAAGAUGCUUGUUGGUAAAGACAGCACUCACAUCAUCCCUGGAAUCAACCCAUUCAAUGCCAGUCUGGCAUCUCUAAUUCGAGGUCAGGUUUUGACAUCAGAUGGCACUCCUUUGGUGGGCGUCAAUGUGACGUUUGUGAAGUACCCUCACUAUGGGCACACCAUGACUCGUCAGGAUGGCACUUUUGAUCUGGUGGCUAAUGGCGGAGGCUCUCUGGCCUUGCGGUUUGAGCGGGCUCCUUUUCAGAGUCAGGAACGGACAGUGUGGCUGCCCUGGAAUCGCUUCUACGCAAUGGACACUUUGGUGCUGCAAACGGAGGAGAAACCCACAGCCAGAUGUGACCUGAGCGGUUUUGUCAGGCCUGAUCCAAUAGUGCUUCCCUCCCCACUGUCCUCCUUCUUCAGCUCCAACCCUUCAGAGAGACACAUCCUUCCUGAGAGCCAGGUCCUCCAUGAGCAGGUGGAGAUCCCUGGCACCAGUCUGAAACUCUGCUAUCUAAGCUCCAGGACCUCAGGCUACCUUUCACUGCUCAAAGUGAUUAUGACCCCAGCUCUAGUGCCUCUCAGCCUGGCCAAAGUGCACCUGAUGGUGGCCGUGGAGGGACAUCUCCUCCAGAAAUGGUUCCAUGCCUCUCCUAACCUGGCAUAUACCUAUAUCUGGGACAAGACUGAUGCCUACAGGCAGAGGGUCCAUGGCUUGACCGAAGCAUUGGUUUCUGUGGGGUACGAGUAUGAGACGUGUCCCGGUCAGCUCCUGUGGGAGAAAAGGACAGCUGUGCUGCAGGGAUAUGAGCUCAACCCCUCAAACUUGGGCAGCUGGUCUCUGGACAAACACCACAUGCUGAACGUCCGCAGCGGAAUCCUUCAUAAGGGCAGCGGUGAAAACAUCUUUCUCUCUCAGCAACAGCCGCCCAUCAUCAACAGCAUUAUGGGUAAUGGCCGUAGACGCAGCAUCUCAUGCCCAAGCUGCAGUGGGAUGGCAGAGGGCAACAAGCUGCUGGCACCGAUGGCUGUAGCCUGUGAUGGAGACGGCAACCUGUAUGUGGGUGACCUUAACUUUGUGCGGAGAGUGUAUCCCUCUCUCAAUACCACAGCUGUACUGGAGCUCAGAAACAAGGAUUUGAGACACAGCAACAGUCCAAGCCAUAAGUACUACCUGGCGGUGGAUCCAAUGUCAGGCUCUCUGUUCCUGUCAGACACUAACUCUCGGCAGAUCUACCGGGUUCGCUCUCUAAACGGGGCCCGGCCCUUGCUGGAUAAUGCUCAGGUUGUGGCAGGGACCGGGGAGCAGUGCGUCCCGUUCGAUGAGGCUCGUUGUGGAGAUGGAGGCAAGGCGUUGGAAGCCACACUAAUGAGCCCGAGAGGAGUCGCACUGGAUAAGAACGGCCUGAUGUACUUUGUGGAUGCUACAAUGAUACGCAAAGUGGAUCAGAAUGGCAUUAUCUCCACUCUGAUAAAGACCAAUGACCUGACUGCAGUCAGACCUCUCAGCUGUGACUCCAGCAUGGACGUCAGCCAGGUACGUCUGGAGUGGCCCACAGACCUGGCCAUCAACCCAAUGGACAACUCUCUGUAUGUGCUGGAGAACAACGUCAUCCUGCGCAUCUCCGAGAACCACCAGGUCAGCAUUAUUGCGGGACGGCCCAUGCACUGCCAGGUUCCUGGCAUUGAUUACUCGCUCAGCAAACUUGCAAUCCAUUCUGCGUUGGAGAGCGCCACAGCUAUCGCCAUCUCCCACACAGGUGUGCUCUACAUUGCUGAGACAGAUGAGAAGCGGAUCAACCGCAUCCGGCAGGUUAGCACCAGUGGCGAGAUCUCCCUUGUAGCUGGUGCCACUUCCGAAUGCGACUGCAAGAAUGAUGUCAACUGCAACUGCUUUUCAGGAGAUGAAGGCUAUGCUGCUGACGCCUUUCUCAAUUGUCCCACUUCACUGGCCGUGUCACCUGAUGGCACCCUGUACAUCGCUGACCUCAACAAUAUCCGUGUCCGUUCAGUCCGAGGAAACCGUCCCAAUGCCACAGCAAGUGGACAAUAUGAAGUGGGUUCAUCUCUGGAACAGGAACUGUAUGUUUUUAGUGCUGACGGCCUUCACAGGCAAACGAUUAGCCUCAUUACAGGCUUGCCCCUGUAUAACUUUACCUAUGGGUUGGACGGGGAGUUGGCGGCUGUUACCGAUGCCUCUAACAACACACUUCGGGUGCGGAGAGAGGCGUCUGGCUCGAUCAGGCUGGUGCUACUGCCAGAGAACCAGGUGGUAACACUGGGAAUGGACCCAGCCGGCAACCUACGUUCAGUGUCCGCCCUCAGCCAGGAGGUGGCACAGCUCAGUUAUGAUGCUAACACAGAACUUCUAGCCUCUAAGUCGGAUGAGACUGGAUGGACAAACUUUUACAACUAUGACAAUGAGGGUCGUCUGACCAAUGUGACGUAUCCCACCGGUGUGGUGACCAGCCUGCGCCGUGAGAUGGAGGAGUCCAUCAACAUCGACAUGGAGAGCUCAAACCGAGAUGAUGAUGUCACCGUCGUCACUAAUCUCUCAUCCGUCGAGUCGUCUUACACUGUGGUUCAAGACCAAGUGCGCAAUAGCUAUCAGUUGUACCACAAUGGUACACUGCGAGUGUCCUAUGCUAAUGGGAUGGGCAUCAGCUUCCACACAGAACCACACAUCAUUGCAGGAUCUGUAAGCCCAACCAUCGGGAGGCGCAACAUCAGUCUGCCCACUGACAGCGGACUCAACUCCAUUGAGUGGCGCAUGAGAAAAGAGCUGACCAAGGGCAAGGUCACAGUGUUUGGCAGGAAGCUGCGCGUCCACAGCAGAAACCUUCUGUCCAUUGACUAUGACCGCAACACCAGAACCGAGAAGAUCUACGAUGACCACCGAAAGUUCACUCUGCGCAUUAUCUAUGAUGCCCAGGGCCGACCAGCCACCUGGCUGCCUAGCAGCAGCUUAGCCCUGGUCAAUGUGUCUUACUCACCCACUGGUCGACUAGUGGGCUUGCAGAGGGGCAGCAUGAGUGAGAAGAGCGAGUUUGACACUUUUGGACGGAUCCUGUCAAGAACCUUUGUUGAUGGCAAAAUCUGGAGCUUCAGUUACGUGGACAAAUCCAUGGUGUUGCUGCUCCAGCAAAGUCAAAAGCAGUACGUCUUUGAUUUUGAUACAGCAGGCCGACUCACAGCGGUCACAAUGCCCAGCAUGGCUCGACACACAAUGGCCACCCAUGUGUCUGUCGGGUACAUUCGCAACACCUACAACCCCCCUGAAAGCAAUGCCACUGUCAUCCAUGAUUUUAGCGUGGAUGGACGUCCAUGUGCAAUGUUCUACCUUGGAACGGGACGACGUGUACUCUACAAGUACGGGAAGCUGGGAAAACUCUCUGAGGUGUUGUAUGAUGCCACUGCAGUCACCUUUGGCUAUGAUGAGACAACAGGAGUCCUCAAAAUGGUCAACCUGCAGAGUGGAGGCUUCUCCUGCACCAUUCGCUAUCGCAAACUGGGUCCUCUAGUGGACAAGCAGAUGUACCGCUUCUCUGAAGAAGGAAUGGUCAACGCUCGCUUCGACUACACCUAUCAUGACAACAGCUUCAGGGUGGCUAGCAUAAAGCCGGUAAUAGGAGAAACCCCACUUCCUGUGGAUCUAUACCGCUAUGAUGAGAUCUCCGGCAAGGUUGAACACUUUGGCAAGUUUGGCAUCAUAUACUAUGACAUCAACCAAAUCAUCACCACAGCGGUGAUGACGCUCAGUAAGCACUUUGAUGCACAUGGUCGCAUCAAGGAAGUGCAAUAUGAGAUCUUUCGCUCAUUGAUGUAUUGGAUGACAGUGCAGUAUGACAGCAUGGGAAGAGUUAUCAAACGUGAGUUAAAGAUUGGUCCCUAUGCCAAUACUACACAGUACCGCUAUGAAUAUGAUGGUGAUGGACAACUUGUGGGGGUCAAAGUUGAUGACUGGUCUACAUGGCGCUACAGUUAUGACCUGAACGGCAAUCUCCAUUUGCUCAACCCGGGUAACAGUGCCCGUUUGCUGCCACUACGAUAUGAUCUUCGAGACCGAAUUACGAGGUUGGGUGACAUGCAGUAUCAACUCGAUGAGGACGGUGUGCUCAUGCAGAGGGGCUCGGAUGUAUUUGAGUACAACUCUAAGGGUCUUCUUGAGCGAGCCUACAGCCGCACAGCAGGAGGUUGGAGUGUCCGUUACCGUUACGAUGGCCUUGGUCGCAGAGUCUCCCGCAGAACAAGUGAAGGCGAGCAUCAGCAGUACUUCUAUGCAGACUUGAACUAUCCCACUCGGGUCACCCAUGUGUACAACCACACGAGAGCUGAAAUCACCUCCUUCUAUUAUGACCUACAGGGUCAUCUGUUCGCUAUGGAGGUCAGCGGUGGAGAGGAAUAUUACAUCGCCUCUGACAAUGUAGGCACUCCACUUGCCAUCUUCAGCAGUAACGGGCAGAUGGUCAAGCAGAUGCAGUACACAGCGUACGGAGAGAUCUACCAUGAUUCUAACCCGGAUUUCCAGCUCAUAUUGGGCUUCCAUGGAGGGCUUUAUGAUUCUCUCACAAAGCUGGUGCAUUUUGCCCAGAGAGACUAUGAUGUCCUGGCAGGAAGAUGGAUUGCACCUGACCAUACGCUGUGGUCGAAAAUAGGCAAAGAGCCAGCUCCAUUCAAUCUGUAUAUGUUCAAGAACAACAAUCCACUCAGUGAUAUGAUUGACGUAAAAAACUAUGUGACAGAUGUGAAGAGUUGGCUGGUUAUGUUCGGCUUUCAACUCAGCAAUAUCAUACCAGGGUUUCCAAGGCAUUCACUUUAUUUUGUCAACCCUCCUUAUGAGAUAUUUGCCAGUCAGGACUCUGAUAAUGCUCAGCUCUUCACUGGAGUUCAGCACUCUGUGGACAGACACAACCAGGCCUUCAUGGUUCUUGAGGGAAGGCGACUUAACAAACAGCGGCGCACCAAGCAUGACAAGCCCGGUUACUGGUUUGGCACCAGCACACCCAUCGUGGGCAAAGGCAUGAUGCUUGCUAUCAAGGAAGGUCACGUAUUAACAGACCUGUCCAGCUCAGCCAGCGAAGACAGUCGCAAAAUAUCUCAGAUCCUCAGCAACGCUAUCUACCUGGAGGGCACUCAUUACACCAUCGAAGGCCGAGACUGCCACUUCUUCGUGAAGCUUGGGCUUGCAGACAGUGAUCUGCUUGCACUGGGACUCAGCGGUGGCCAUAAGAGCCUGGAGAGCGGGAUCAAUAUUACGAUAAGCGGACGCUCCCGUCGUGGUGUCACCCUAGAAAUCCACUCCUCCAAACUCACCUACAGCAUCCGAUAUGGACUGUCGGCAGAGGCCCUGGAAAAGGAGCGAAGCCGUGUGCUGGAACAGGCCCACCAGAGGGCACUGUCUGGAGCCUGGGCCUGGGAGCAGCAACAAGUGCGAGAGGGCAGGGAAGGGGGACGUGUCUGGGCUGAAACCGAGAGGGGACAACUGUUAGCCAUGGGGAAGGUUGCAGGAUACGAGGGCUAUUACGUGCUGCCGGUGGAGCAAUAUCCUGAACUGGCAGACAGCAGCGCUAACAUCCAGUUCCUCAAACAGAACGAGAUGGGCAGGAGGUAACAGAGUUCAGCUGGUGCUGAUGCCACUCCAUCUCCUACGGAGAGAAACAACCUGGUUGCUGCAGAGACGCUUCCCGAGAAUGGAGAACUGAACAGCCAGUGGCAAGAACACUAUGACCCAAUCAAUAUUGGAGAAAAAAAGCACUUGUGAACAAUGAUUUUGUAGUGACAUUUUGACUUUCUAGAAAGUGGUGAAUAUUUUUUAGUCAUUUCAGAUGGGCUGUGAGUGGCGGGUGUUCAUGUGAUGAUAGUGUGACGGCUCACUGCUUUGGUUUUUCAUGGCUGCAUAUCAAACCAUCAAAGAAAAAUCACACUCAAUCAGUUUAUCAUCACUCUCAUGCCGCAGUACUCAAUAAAUCUGCAUCACCUGCUCUCAUACGUGUUUGUGAAUCUACACUGGAACAAUUUCAAGAGGAACGUAUGCAUCAUGGCAUUUUCAGUGGCGUUUCCCAUGGAUUUUUUCGGUGGAUGUCGGUGCAGUGUUUGUAUGGUUUAAAUUGCGCCCAUGCAAGGCUGAGCCUUCAGUGGAUGUGUUGAUCCUCAUCUGUCCUCUUCUGUUCUCAAUAUUUGACAAUCACAGGGGCUGAAACACUGAUCAAUAAAACUGUACAUGAGCCAACGGUUUUGUAUAAUAUGUAAGAGAGAUUACUGAUCCUCUUGGUUUUUUAUGUUAUUAAUUUAUCUUGGCAGAUAAAAGCUUAAUAUAUAUCAUUUUUUUAAGUCUUUUAAAACUGUGAAACCUACUACACAUGUAAAAUAAUCUCAUUGACUCAACAGUUUGAGUGUGUUAAUCAAGAACAUAUUAAGGAAGUGGCUUCAUUGUCCGGUUAUGUGAAAAUCCAUUGCAAGACCCAUUGCAGAGUUUUGUUUUGUUUUUGGAAUAUUACGAAAGCUAAAACAGCCUUUGACUUGUUUCUUUCUUGGUGUAGAAUCUCUUCAGACUGUGGUUAUUCAGUGUGACUAUGAGCUUCAGACUCGCACUCAAACACCUGUGGAAAGAGGUUCUUUGGACAUUCUAUGAAAAUAAAACAUUUGCAUUUGUACUGUU
Messenger RNA from Danio rerio (zebrafish), 9530 nucleotides. The record is from RefSeq and is a predicted model, not a curated record. NCBI's taxonomy places the organism in Eukaryota, Metazoa, Chordata, Actinopteri, Cypriniformes, Danionidae.